Strongylocentrotus purpuratus (purple sea urchin) is the source of this 4284-nucleotide messenger RNA. RefSeq names its product kelch domain-containing protein 4. The record is from RefSeq and is a predicted model, not a curated record. The transcript is spliced from 15 exons. Gene Ontology annotation, molecular function: protein binding. The coding region runs from base 173 to 2500 and encodes 775 amino acids. NCBI's taxonomy places the organism in Eukaryota, Metazoa, Echinodermata, Echinoidea, Camarodonta, Strongylocentrotidae.
GGCAGGUGGAUUCGCUGUCGCCCGAGAUCGUUGAGUACGCCAAUCGGUUUGUUUUCUUCACAAUAAGAAGGGCUUCAAACUACAAGUGUGAUAGACCAUAGCUUUCUUGACCCUUUGUGAGCCAACAAGAGAUUAUAGAAUAUAGAGGGAGCUAAAUUGAUUUGAUGAGGUCAUGGCUCUAGCUGUGGUCAGUUUAAAGUGGGUUCAUCGUGAAAUACAUGGGAAACCACCAUCACCAAGACAAGGACAUAGUGCGUGUAUCAUAGGAGACGUAGCUUAUAUCUUCGGCGGUAUCAGAUCGGUGGACUGGCCUAAGAAAGGAACAUAUUUUUUCAGAGAUCUGUUUCAGCUUCAUUUAUACAAGCGUAUGCAAUGGGAGAAGGUAAAACAGAAAGGAGAGAUCCCCCAAGGGAGAUAUGGACAUCACAUGUGUGUGAUUGGUCAUAAAAUCUACCUGUUUGGAGGAAAGCAUGAGCUGCAUGCUGAUAGGUGCCUCCCAGGGCUUCAUGUAUUUGAUACAGAAAAGAAAACAUGGUCUCAGCCCCAGACCAGCGGUACUGAGCCAGUUGCUCAUGGCAGCACCUCCUCGGUGAUAGGGAAUAGAAUCUAUAUCUACGGUGGCUUGGUGGACGGCCAAGCAGUGGAUGAUCUGCAUUGCUUUGACUCGGAGAAUCAGUGGUGGGUUAAACUCACUAUCCAAGGAGUGCCACCAUCACCGAGAUGUGAUUGUGCAAGCACCGCUGUAGGACAUGAAAUGUUUGUGUUUGGAGGAACCGCUGGGACAGACCAAUGGUUUAAUGACAUCCAUGUCUUCAAUGCAAAGAAACUUUUGUGGAAGGUGCUGAACAAAACGGAUGGAGAACCACCCACACCAAGAGGCAGUCACUGUUUCCUGGCUCAUACUGACAAGGACAUAUAUGUCUUUGGUGGAUCGAAUGAUUCCAAUUCCACACACCCCACCCUUGGUGAUUUGUACAAGUUUAGCCUGGACAAGCGUAAAUGGAAGCGUCCAUUCUUUGGAGGAUGUCCACCCGCGAAGAGGUCUGGUCAUGCAGCCAUCAUACACAGAAGCAAGUUGAUUAUAAUCGGAGGAAGCAAUGAAGAUACAGACUUCAAUGACGUCCACAUCGCCAAACUCAUCAACCCAUCAAAAAGACAACCAUUGAAAGUACCGGCUGGUGACAUGCAUGCCUUCCUCAACAACAUCAACAGCUCUGACCCUCGACCCAUGGUCGUGGACGGAGAGGACGCAGAUGCACACUUUCACGAGAAGGAGGAGGAUGCAGCUGAACCCGACUCAAAGGAGGCGGAGGGGUCAGAGGUCGAUCAGAGGAAUGAUCAGCAGAUGGGAUCACAAGCUUCUCCUGGGUCACGGGAAGGCAGCGUGGCAGGAUCAGAUGCAGAUAUGAAAGAAAGUCAAGGGAGAUCUGUCCACUUUGAAGAUGAAACAGAUGGAAAACAGGAUGCAGCUUCAUUAUCCUCAUCGGCGGGCUCGUUAGCCUCCUCGGCAGGGUCACUGUCAUCAUCAGCAUCCGCGUCAUCAGGUUCAUCUGGGGGGUCAUCAUCAUCAUCAAGCAGCAGGGGCUCUGAUGGACCAGGAAGCAGCAACAACAACAACAGCAAUAAUAACAACGCUGUUGCGGAUGUCAGGAGUGGAGUGAAGAAAAGUGUCAGGGGUAGCAUUGUCCAACAGGGUAUGGCAAAGAAUUCAGGUGGUGGCUCAGAACAUGCUAUCAUAAGCAAGUCCGAUGAAGGUGAGAAGAAAGGGAAGGCAGAUGCAGACGAUGAAAGAAGAAGUCAGGUGGUAUCACAGGAUAACCAGGUUGAAGAUGAAUCCAUCCAACGCAUUCAGUCCGGAAAGCCACAGCUCGCUCCCAUUGCCAACAUUGAAACCGUGGCGCCUGUUAAGAAGCAGGGUAAGAAAGCUGGAUCGAAAAAGAAGAAACCCAAGAAAGAGAAAGGUGAUGGGAGACCGGUGGAUGAAACCCAGCAUCCUGUUCCAGGAGAGUACAGACCCUACCCACCCAUGGACAGCCAUCUUCAGAGGGUUCCAGAGGAAGUAGCAUGGAAUCACCACCCUGAGGAUUGGAGAACCCUGAACUCUAUCGCCCAUCAACCACAGGAGCAGGCAGAGUCGGAUGAAGAAAGUGAGGGUGGAAGUGAGAGUGAAAAUGAAAGCGGGAGCGGAAGUGGAAGUGACAGCAGCAGUGAGGAGGAUAGUGAUGGAGAUGAUGAUGAUGAUGAUGAUGAUGAUGAUGAUGACAAUGAGGGCGGGGCUCCUGAAGCUCAGAAUAUGAAUAGGUACGAUAAGACACAGUCCAAUCAACCUGAUUCUCAAGAAAGACAAGGCGAGAGUAGUAAGGAUGAAGCUGAGAGUGAGGAUGAUGAUGGUAGUGGUAGUGGUAGUGAUGAUGAUGAAGAAGAAUCAGGCAGUGAUACCGGAAGUGAAAGUGAGUCUGGAAGUGGCUCUGAAGAUGAAAGUGAAUCUGAAGAGGACUGAAAUGCAUUGGGCGGAAGGUAUUUCAUUCAUUAAUGCUGACAUUGCUAUUUCAAUUUUUAACUAAGAAUGUUCUAAAGAAUGGUUCCUUACCUUGAAUCUCUCUGUUUCUGAAUUUUUAUCUGGGUAUUAUGCAAAAAGAAGUACUUUCCAUGGUAAAUUUGUUUAUUACUGUUCAUUAUGUAAAUAAAAAAAUGUGUUGAUAUAUGUAUGUGCAUUUAAUCUGCCUGUGAUUUGCAUCAAUGAAGUAAAAGACUGAAUGUUUAUUGUGGGAGCAAUUAUAUACUCACAAAUAAAACGCAACCAUAUUAUGGUUAAUUUAGUUAUUCUGGUUCAGUAUGUAACUCAUGGUUGGUUUCAUAUCGAUAUUGAUAUUUUGUUGGAAAAUGUAAUAUAUGUGUUGAAAAUAUUUGUGCGUUGGAUCUGCCUGUCAUAGACAUAUCUGUAUGUAAUUGAUUUUUGAUGUGGUUGUAUACAAGAAAUAUUUAUAGAUUCAUUAUCACGAACCGUGAUUUUAUUCUGUUUUAUCUUUUGGCGUGUAUCAUGAACUUUUGCUUUUAAUCAACACAACCAUUGCAAUCUAUGGUCUAGUAUUUCUAUUCCAUUGUAUUACAUUCUAUGAUUAUUUCCUUAAGCCUUUUCCGUUUCGUUGUUUGGUUGGUUUUUUUGUUAAAUGUCUUGCUACAGGGUGUCUCAAGAAAAGGGAAGAAAAUAUCUUGAUGAGAACGAUCUGCCAAGUGGUUUCAUAAACAUUUAUUCCAUCCAUUUAUAUAUAUAAUUGUGGGAUUUAUUUGUACUCCAUUGCAGGCCUAGUCAUUUAAAAUGAAUCAGAUAUUAUUUCAUGUGAGUUGUUUAGAGGUCUUACAUAGCACUCUCAUUUAGCACAAUCCUUCUUCUGCAAUUGUAGUAAUUUGACUGUUUGGUAUUACUCCACUUAAUUAUUUAAUCUUUUCAACACUUCGUAUUAUGCAGUAUUAUAUUAAUGUUUAUACAUGUUAAAAAGACAUUUGGAAAAACUGGAAUUACAAUGUUCGGUUCCUAUUUUGUUUCUUUGAUCAUGCUAAUGACAUGGUUUGAUUGUGGUAUCCUUGUUUGAUUUUAAGCAGGGCUGCAAUACUUGUAGCUACUUGCGCCCUCUAUAAUAGCCAGCAAUGCCUAAGCGGUACCCGUUGGUUCCUAUUGGCCCCUGCCAGUGACCACGCAGGGGGGUUUAAUCCCCCCUGGCCAAACUAGUGCAGUAUAGACUUUAAUGCAUACUGUACUAGACGUUCUACCGCAAAAUCCACGCUAGCGCCAUCUCAGCUCAACUGUGGUUCUCGCAUCGCAUACUCGAAAGAAGAGAAUUUGCCAAAACGAGGCGAGAGAGACGCAAUACGAUGCUCUUGCUGGUGUUCAUUAUAUAUCAUAAGUUCGUGGGUGAUUAAAAGUGUGCACAGCACUUAUCACAAACAAGAUAUAUCACUAACGUUUUUGCUUGCAAAAUGUUUAUUUUCAUCAUUUAAGUUUACUUGAAAGAAAAGAAUUUGCCAAAACGAAAUAACAAUGAGCUUAUCUAUUUUUCUACAUCAUUUCCCUUCUUGAUAGGGACAUCAAAUAUAAACCCUAAUGCUAUAUUGUUUCCCUAUAAUGCUUUGCAAUGAAAACUUCAAUACUUUUUUUCCAUUGUUGUCACCUAUCAUAGGAUAUAGCUUUUUAUGACUAUAAAGCGAUGCUACAUUUCCAGACUUGUAAUGUAUACAUGUUGUUUUAAAAGCAAUAAACGCCCUGUUGUUGGGAAAAGAAAGGGA